Messenger RNA from Sclerotinia borealis F-4128, 2550 nucleotides. NCBI's taxonomy places the organism in Eukaryota, Fungi, Ascomycota, Leotiomycetes, Helotiales, Sclerotiniaceae. The record is from the annotation of a GenBank genome assembly.
AUGUCUUCACCAUCGGGUUCCUCACAAGCAUCUGGAGCCGGUAAGUCCAAUGGCGCUCUCAACAAGGCAUUUCCACACAUUGAUCUCGAUGGUCAUAACCUUCCUCCCUCACCUGCACCCUCUAGUCCUCACAAUGGUAGAAGAUACGCGUUGGCCACCGAAUUAGUUUAUACAGAGACCAAGGAUCAAUAUGGAGCUUCAAGCAUGCCAAUAUAUCAAUCUGCCACAUUCAAGCAGAACUCGGCUGGUGGUGGAUCAGAAUACGAUUAUACACGAUCCGGAAAUCCUACGAGAACACAUUUAGAGCGUCAUCUCGCAAAGAUCAUGAACGCUAACCGUGCGCUUGUCGUCGGUUCCGGUAUGGGAGCAUUAGAUGUUAUCACACGAAUUCUACGACCUGGAGACGAAGUUAUUACAGGAGAUGAUUUAUACGGAGGUACCAAUCGAUUGUUGACAUACCUGGCGACGAACACCGGUAUAGUUGUACACCAUGUUGAUACGACCAAUCCCGAUAAAGUCAAAGCAGUCUUGGGUCCUAAAACAGCUAUGGUUUUGCUAGAGACACCAACCAAUCCCUUGAUAAAAAUCGUCGAUAUUGCAACAAUAGCACGAACCGCGCACGAGUUGAAUGGAAAAGCUUUGGUAGUUGUUGAUAAUACCAUGCUUUCUCCUAUGUUAUGCAAUCCCUUGGAUCUCGGUGCCGAUAUUGUCUAUGAGUCAGGUACAAAAUAUCUUUCUGGGCAUCACGACAUUAUGGCUGGUGUUUUGGCUUUCAAUGAUCCCGCUAUUGGAGAUAAGAUGUUUUUCACAAUCAAUUCUACUGGAUGUGGUCUAUCACCAAACGACUCAUUCUUACUCAUGAGGGGGAUAAAGACUUUGGCAAUUCGUAUGGAGCGACAACAAACCAAUGCACAGGCAAUUGCUGAGUUCCUCGAAUCACAUGGCUUCCGUGUGCGAUACCCUGGGUUAAAAUCCCACCCUCAAUACGAUCUUCACUGGUCUAUGGCCCGCGGAGCUGGUGCCGUUCUAUCUUUUGAGACAGGCGAUGUUGCUCUCUCCGAGAGAAUUGUUGAAGCGGCAAAAUUAUGGGGCAUUAGUGUCAGUUUUGGUUGUGUCAACAGUUUGAUCAGUAUGCCAUGCCAGAUGAGUCAUGCCAGUAUUGAUGCGAAGACGAGAAAAGAAAGACAGAUGCCAGAAGAUAUCAUUAGAUUGUGUGUUGGCAUUGAGGACGUAACAGACUUGAUCGAUGAUUUGAGCCGUGCUCUCGUCCAAGCAGGUGCUGUAAAGGUAACUCUUGAUGGAUUCCAUGCGAUAGGUCCUGCUCAAGCUAUUGCUGAGGUACCAAUUGCUGAAUCGGAUGAUGCGGCUGCUCCAUUCUGGAAUGUUUCGGACGUCUCAACAAUUGAAAUUCUAUUUAUCACCUCAUAUCCAUAUGCUUUCUUAUCGAUUUUGGCUUUGUUUAUGAAGGAAGGUCUCGUGCCAGAGUCGAGGACUCAAUGUCAUUCGCAUCAAGUUUCGAAGAGCAUCUUCUUCAACGUCAUAUCGCUUCUAUGUACGACCAUAAUGUCCAAAUUGGGCUUUUUGGCCGUACUCUUCUUAUAUGUUUUCCAAGUUAAAGCGAUUUCUUGGGAUGAAGCUUCUUCGACAUCUACCCCAAGACAGACCACAUCUUGGCUCCCGAUUCAAACACCAAAUUCUCCCCUCAUCACAGCGUCCACAGCGUCCUCAUCCAACGCCAAUCAUACCUACGAGUCACCUAACAUUUGUGGAUGGGUGGAUCAUAACCCUGAUAACUCAUAUACUUGUGGGGGUUCUGCUACCUGCUUUUGGAACUCUUCCCUCAAAUUGGUUGGAUGUGGAUACGCAACCUCGAUGGAUUACUUCGCAUCUUGCAUUCCAUACAAGGCACUCAGUUAUUGUGACAGCUCUUGCUUUGCCAAUCCAAGUAUUGUUCGUUGUGGUUCCGAUAUCCCUUACUGCGCGACUGCUCGUGUUGGGCCUCAAGGGAGUUAUUCAAUCCUAGCAUGCCAGGCUAAUAAACCAUAUGGGAGUUCUCAUGUAAACUUGGUAUAUAAAGGACAAAUGACAGUUGGUCAUCUCCCUCGAUAUCUUGGUGCGGAUGGAAUAAUUACAUAUGCCACGCAUACUCCGAAUGUGUCAUCAUUGACCACACAAGGCACAGCCAACCGCUCAUCAUAUGGACUAGAAGGCGCUCCCGUACAAGUUUCAAGCACUUACUUCCAUAAUCCAUCCUCGGAUUACCAUUCAAGGCCUUAUCACGAAGGGAUCAAUACCAUGGGUGCCGUUCCUGAAGCCGCUAUUGUCGCAGGAACUAUCGUAGGAGGUCUCGUGGUUAUUUGUGCAGUAGCUGGUUUCGUGGUGUUUAUUAUUUAUAGAUAUAGGAGACGGGCACCAACAGCCGAUAUGCAGGCGGAUCUCGAUAUGAUGCCGCUGGAGGAAUUGGAGGGGAGGAGAACUAAUAAUGGUCGUUUGUGUGCAUCGGCGCCCCUGGUUCCGGUACCAAUACGCAGGGCGUCAAUGGUGAAAUGA